Oryctolagus cuniculus (rabbit) is the source of this 1942-nucleotide messenger RNA. RefSeq names its product 5-hydroxymethylcytosine binding, ES cell specific (gene HMCES). Gene Ontology annotation, molecular function: single-stranded DNA binding. Gene Ontology annotation, biological process: protein-DNA covalent cross-linking repair. The record is from RefSeq and is a predicted model, not a curated record. Lineage: Eukaryota; Metazoa; Chordata; Mammalia; Lagomorpha; Leporidae.
GGCGCGCGGACGUUGGGAGGUGAGGUGAGGCGUCGCCGACGGCCCGCGGUGGUGGCCAGGACUGAGGGGAAGGGAGACCGCCUCGGUGGUCCGGGCCUGUGCAAGAGGUUGUGAGAGGCCGUGCUGAACAUGUGCGGGCGAACCUCCUGCCACUUGCCUCUGGACGUUCUCACCAGAGCUUGUGCCUAUCGCGACCGGCGGGGCCGGCCCAGGCUCCCCGAGUGGAGAGAACCCGACAAGUAUUGCCCCUCCUACAACAAGAGCCCGCAGUCCCACAGCCCCGUGCUCCUGUCUCGGCUGCACUUUGAGAAGGAUGCAGACUCAUCUGAGCGUAUCAUUGCUCCCAUGCGGUGGGGCUUAGUCCCAUUUUGGUUCAAAGAAAAUGAUCCUUCCAAGUUACAGUUCAACAUGAUCAACUGUCGUAGUGAUACCAUGAUGGAGAAGAAGUCGUUCAAGGUCCCUCUGGGAAAGGGAAGGCGCUGUGUUGUUUUAGCAGAUGGAUUCUACGAGUGGCAGCGAUAUCGGCGCACACAUCAGAGCCAACCAUUCUUCAUCUAUUUCCCCCAAGUCAAGACAGAGAAGUCAGGCAGCAUGGGUGCUGCGUACAGUUCUGAGGACUGGGAGCAAGUCUGGGACAACUGGAGGCUGCUGACAAUGGCUGGGAUCUUCGACUGCUGGGAGCCCCCAGAGGGAGGAGACCUCCUCUACUCCUAUACCAUCAUCACAGUAGAUUCCUGCCAAGGCUUGAAUGACAUCCACCCCAGGAUGCCGGCUAUAUUGGACGGGGACGAAGCAGUCUCUAAAUGGCUUGACUUUGGUGAGGUCUCAACUGAGGAAGCUCUGAAGUUAAUCCAUCCUACAGAGAACAUCACCUUCCAUCCAGUGUCUUCUGUGGUGAGCAACUCACGGAACAACACUCCCGAGUGUCUGGCUCCUCUCCACUUGGUGAUGAAAAAGGAGAUCAAGGCCAAAGGCAACAGCCAGAAGAUGUUGCAGUGGCUGGCCUCAAAAUCACCCAAAAAGGAAGAACCAAAAACACCUGAAAAGGAGGAAUCAGAGGUGCCCCAGUGGUCCAGCCAGUUCCUACCAAAGGCCUCAUUCCCCUCCAAGAGAGGCAGAGCAGCAAAGUCCUCAUUCUCCCCGAAGAGAGGCGGCGCAGGGGCCCUGGAGCGUUGGCUGAAGCAGGAGGAGGAGGAGCAGCCCGUGGCUAAGCGGCCUCAUAGCCAGCACUAAAUACUAGUGCUGGUAACAGGUUCUUCCGUUGUGUGCUUCUUUGUGUUAAUUGACGGUGGGCUCAUGAGGAAGUGGCUAUCCUGGCUGUGACGAGGUACCCCAGGGAGGCUGUUGGGCAGCUGCCAUCACUGAUCCUCUGGGCCCCCUGGGCUGCCUUUCCCUGCUAGGGCUAGCAGAGCCUUCCUCCAAGCAGGUGCCUUUCGGGGUGCUCAGCCCUCGUCUGGGGCCUCUAGCAGCAGGCUCUUCUCUGCUCAGCCUCUGGUCUCUCUCUGUGUUCUACAGUUAAGUUCUUGAACUGUUUUAUCAGAAUAAAUUCUAUUUGGUAAACCUCUACCUACAUUAUGGAAAAUGAUGCUGGCGGGGGAGCCGGUAGAGUUCUAGAUCUUACCCAGUCUUCUGGCAUAAGUCUUAAGGAAUAGAUUUUUUCACACAUGGGACACUGGGGCUUGGUGAGGAAAAAAACUAAAGAAGCUUUGGGUGCUAUGGCCUGGGAGUGCAGUGGAGGAUGGCCCAAGUGCUUGGGCCCUGCACCCGCAUGGGAGACCAGGAGAAGCACCUGGCUCCUGGCUUCGGAUCACCACGGUGCGCCAGCCGCAGCGGCCAUUGGGGGGUGAACCAACAGAAAAGGAAGACCUUUCUCUCUGUCUCUCUCACUGUCCACUCUGCCUGUCAAAUAAAUAAAUAAAUAAAUAAAUAAAUAAAUAAAAAA